AUGACUGACGUGUGCAGCGCGAGCACGGCAGACCGAGCGGUGCUGGCAGAGAACACCGCCACGGAGAACGUGGGGCUGCCGAUGCGUUCCUGUGCGUUCACGGACGGGCGGCAGAUUGAAGCUGGCCCUUCGGCAUAUCCUUGCAACUGCGGAGGCGUGUCGUGCGUGGCGGGGCAGGCCUGCACGCUGGGGGCCGGCGGCAGCUGCGCCACCAUCACGAGCACCUCCACCGUGACGUCGCUGACCAGCACCACUACUUCCACAUCGGUCACAACCAGCACCACUGCCACUGCGACCUCGCUUACCAGCACUGUCACGACAAUAACAAGCACUUCCACCUCCGUGACGGCGACGGAGACCUCGAUCACCGCCACGGCCACCACGGUGACCAGUACCCGUACCACGCUGACCACCAGCACCAACACGGCCACAUCGACCUCGUUUACCUUCACCGGAACCUCGGUCACGACCACCGCCACGACGGCUACGUCCACGACGAGUACCUUCAGCAGCACUUCUAGCAUCACGAUCACCACUUCCAUCACGUCGACUACCGUGACAUCCACCGUCACUUCCACCACGGGCACAAGCACCACCAGUGCCACCAGCACCACCUCCACCUUCACCGUCACGUCCACCUCCAAGACCACAACUGUCACCUCAACGACCAUCACUUCUACGACGUCAAUGUCGUCUACCACUUCCCAAACAAGCUCCACCACGGCGACUACGUCUACCACAAUCACUGUCACAUCAACCUCAAAAACCAGCACCACCAGUUCCUUGAGCAGCACCACCAGCAUGACGAGCACCAGUGUGACGACCACCAGUGUCACCAGCUCCACCUUGACCACCUCCACCGCGACGUCUGUGACCACCAGCACUGUCACUACGCAGACGACGGUCACCAAUACCUUCACCACCGCCACCAUGAUGACAUCAACAACGGAAACCAUCGUCACGACCACCAGCACGUCGACCUUCUUCCCGCUUCUGACGUGUGGGCCAUGGAACCCCACGGGGGGCCAUGUCCAGGUCACCUGGGACGGCGGCGAAUUCCCCACGCUGCACAACGACGGGAACGGCUGGGAGUGGCGCGUGCACCUGCAAAAGCUGCCGGGCGGAGAAGCGAGUUCUUGGUUCCCCACUGCUCGGACAUCAUCAAGACCACCUGCGACAUCUACUGUUUGGACCCAGACUCCACGUACCAAGUCCGUGUGGAGUUGGCGCGGACCAUCCCCGACGUCGUCACCCACGAGCUCUUCGCUGACGAGGUCAUCGUGCCGCCCGCCCGGGCAGACCCCCCGCAGGAGACCUCGUGGUGACGCAGCAGACCGCCGACUCCCUGGCCAUCUCAUGGAGCCCGGCACCGGAACAGGAGGCACCUGCUCCUUUCGCUCCUGGCAAGUGGAGAUCAGAGACCCGUCGGGCAGCUGGGAGCAGGAAGAUCCGCCGGCGUGCAACGGGCUCUCGUCCUUCGGUGUCACGAGCUGUACCAUCGCGAACCUGGCCUGCCAGACCGGCUACAUCAUCCAGGUGCGCCAGCAGUGCCAGCGCGAUGCCGCCACUUCGGACUGGAGUCGGCCAGUCAGCGGCAGCACGCUGGCUACGGUGGGGCCCAAUUGCCUGCAGCCGGCAGGGCAGCCGACUGCGCUGACGGCAACGGAGUCCCCGUCCACUUCCGACGAGCUGACCCUGUCCUGGAUAGCUGGCGCCCAGCAGGACUCCCAGUUCCUGAACUGGCACGUGGAGCUCUACCGGACCACCUUCGUUGCUGGCCAGCCGGACCCCAGCCAGGAGCAGCAGCAGACGGUGUGCCCAGGCAUGUUGGACCGAUCCACUACGUCGUGCACGUCCUCAGGAUUGGCCCACGGGGAGUACAGCUUUGCGAUCCAGGAGCGAUCCUCCAUGCCGUCCACCAGUUCGGCGCUGUCGGCCCGCAGCGUCACGAUUUGGGUCCCGAGGCGUCCGGCGCAGCCGCCCAGCAACGUGGCCCUGUCCGCGGCGGCGGAGGGUCCCGACGCGGGGGCUCGCAUCUCCUGGGCAAACGGCGACCUUCAGGACUGCGUCUUCCUUCGGACCAAGGUGGAGGUUUAUGACGGCGCCGCUUGGACCGAGCCAGAGGGCUGCCGCUUCGUGACCAGCGUCUCCGCCACCAGCUGUGUGGCCACAGGCCUUCAGUCCAACACGGCCUACGUGGCCCGAGCGUCGGUCAUCUGCGACGAGUGCUCCAAUACCCCGCCGGGGCAGCGCGUGCCCUGCGACAACGCGGAGACACUGCAGACAGCAGAUGCGAAGUGCCCGAAGCAGGAGGAGGAACCACCUGCUUCAAGAAGUUGGCGGCAUUCAGGUCCGGCAGCGCUCUGA
Effrenium voratum is the source of this 2367-nucleotide messenger RNA. NCBI's taxonomy places the organism in Eukaryota, Dinophyceae, Suessiales, Symbiodiniaceae. The record is from the annotation of a GenBank genome assembly.